UCUUAAUCCACUGAUCGCAUUCGAUUUCCCCAGACCUACGCUGUCUUUACCCACGCUGCGGUCCCUUCCUCUGUCUCAACAGUUCCUCCACCUCACUAUCCUAGCCUUAUUGCCACUUCCCUCGGCUCUGGUCUUUGGUGUGUUGUGCGCGUCGCCCAAGUUAGAGAACAAUGCCGGUCAAAGAAAUCCUCCUUCUGCGACAUGGUCACCGGCUUGCGUGGCAACUCGACCCUACGACCGGAAAAUACACUUCGAGCCACCGUUUUCCCAGCGGCCUACCUGCAGAUCCACCACUGGCGUCCCACGGGGUCCAACAAGCCGUCGAAACUGGUGAGCACUUCGCCGACACUUUAGGUGAUCUUGUGCGACAAGACCGCGUCAGAAUCUACUCUAGUUUAUUCUACCGGUGUUUGGAGACAUUACGACCAAGCAUGGAGAGGUUACGAGAGAUUCAACAACAGCACAGAACGCAAGGUGGAUUGAGAGACGGCGUGGAAGAUCUCAAAGUCAGAGGCGAGCUCGGGAUCGGUGAAUGGUUUGGGCGAGCCUGGUUCAAACAGCCGCGCCCAGCGUCGCCGGAACGGUUGAAAAAUACAUGGUUUCCUUGGGUUGACGAUCAGUAUACGUCGUUGGUGGUACCAGAUGAACAUGGCGAGCGGAUUGAAGCGUUGCAUGACCGAGUCGCCAGAGCGUUGGAAGCGGUCGUCAACGAUGUCGAUGAAGAGUAUGCGCGGCAAGGAAGGGCAGACGAACAGGUUACCCUCUUACUCUGUGGACACGCAGCUCAGAUUAUCGCCAGUGGAAGAGCUCUCACGGGUGUGGUACCUGAGGAUCUCGACGAGGAUGAUUUCCAGUGUUUUACAUGUGGCAUUAGUCGGUUCGUCAGGAGGGCAACGACGACGACAGCGGGGGAGGACGGCACUGGCGACUGGAGAGGCGGUGUCGGUGUUGCAGGCGGCUGGGACUGUGUAGCCAACAGUGACUGCGGACACUUGCAAAACGGAGAGGAGAGAGGGUGGCAUUUCCACGGUGACGAGAGUUUUGAUUCAUAUGGUCCGCCAAAGGGCGAGGACAUCAAGGUAGAAGAUACAGGCGAGGUUCUGGUGGGAAAAUUAUGAGGGAGAGGGGAAAGAAACAUCAUGACGAUGACGAUGACGAUGACGAUGAUCAACUAUGAGGAUAUGCUACACAGUGCAUAUGACCAUGAGACCAUUGCAAUGGUUGGGGGGGCACUGAUCGAGGUUUGCAUUAGACGGUGGCUACGAUGAGGAUAAUAGAUCAGAGGACGAACUGGCCCUGGGUCGGAUGGCCAUGUAUACCCAGAUAAGUAGAAACACUCUGGCGGUAAUUGUCAGAGACCUGAGAGAGUCGCUCACAAAGGCUUCCAAGCCAU
Messenger RNA from Exophiala mesophila, 1393 nucleotides. RefSeq lists its product as uncharacterized. The transcript has a single exon. NCBI's taxonomy places the organism in Eukaryota, Fungi, Ascomycota, Eurotiomycetes, Chaetothyriales, Herpotrichiellaceae. The record is from RefSeq and is a predicted model, not a curated record. The coding region runs from base 171 to 1118 and encodes 315 amino acids.